CACAUGGCGGACAAGUGGGAGAAGAGUGUUUCUAUACAAAACUCUGAGAUUGCACACUCAGCCUGUCCAGUGGAGGAGCAGAGGGAGCAGAGCAGCUCUGAACCCAGCGGGAUGGAGAAGGGAGAGAGCAGUGCCAAGACCUCGGAGAACAGGCCACCAGCAGUACAGGGGUCACCCCACAACGGCCAGCCCCCACCCUGCAUGAACCCUGCCUUGAUGAACGCUCCUUGGCAGUACCACUACCAGGAAGACGACUCACCACCUCUUGACCAGGGAUUCCCGCGGCUCACCAAUGAGGUGCGUGCCCCGGAGCUUGUGCACGUGUCCGAGAAGAACCUGUCCGAGAUCGAGAAUGUGCACGGCUACGUGUCCCAUUCCCACAUCUCUCCUCUCAAGGCCAGCCCCGCCCCGAUAAUCGUCAACACAGACACUUUGGAGUCAGUUCCCUACGUUAACGGCACAGAAAUUGAAUAUGAGUUUGAAGAAAUCACUCUAGAGCGGGGUAACUCAGGGUUGGGCUUCAGCAUCGCCGGAGGGACAGAUAACCCACACAUCGGUGACGACCCUGGUAUCUUCAUUACCAAGAUCAUCCCUGGAGGCGCUGCAGCAGAGGAUGGACGGCUGAGAGUAAACGACUGUAUCCUGCGGGUGAAUGACGCAGACGUGUCUGAAGUGUCUCACAGUAAGGCGGUGGAGGCCCUGAAGGUGGCAGGUUCUAUUGUUAGGCUGUACGUGCGGCGCCGCAGGCCCAUGCUAGAGACCAUCAUCGAGAUCAAACUCAUCAAAGGACCAAAAGGGCUUGGCUUCAGUAUUGCAGGUGGAGUUGGAAACCAGCACAUCCCUGGUGACAACAGCAUAUAUGUCACCAAGAUCAUUGAUGGCGGGGCGGCACAGAAGGACUGUCGGCUACAAGUGGGAGACAGACUCUUAAUGGUGAACAACUACAGUCUGGAGGAGGUGUCUCACGAAGAGGCUGUGGCCAUUUUGAAGAACACGUCGGACGUGGUCUACCUAAAGGUGGGAAAGCCCACCAAUGUCUACCUAUCAGAUCCCUAUGGGCCUCCUGAUAUCACACACUCUUUCUCUCCAGCCAUGGAAAAUCAUAUCUCUUCCCCCGUCAACAGCGGCACUCUGGAAUACAAGUCUGGUCUCCCUCCCAUCUCCCCUGCGAGUUACUCCCCCCUCCCUAAGCACUUACUUGGAGAAGAGGAUAUAAACAGAAAUCCCUCGCUUGAUGAUGGGGAGGGUCACAGGUUUGAUUCCCAGCACUUCCAGUUGAGGCCUCCUGAGCCAGUUUACAGCACUGUGAACAAACUAUGUGACAAAGCACCCUCCCCCCGACACUAUUCCCCUGUGGAGUGCGACAAAAGCCUCCUCCACUCCGCCCCCCUCCCAUAUCACUUAAGCCUGUUCCCUGACUCGGACUUCACCAGGGAACCCAGGAAGGUCGUACUCCACAAAGGCUCCACAGGCCUGGGCUUCAACAUCGUGGGCGGCGAAGACGGCGAGGGCAUCUUUGUGUCCUUCAUCCUGGCAGGAGGCCCCGACCUGAGUGGAGAGCUGAGGCGAGGUGACCAGAUCUUAUCGGUAAAUGGUAUCGACCUCCGAGGAGCCACACACGAGCAGGCAGCAGCGGCGCUGAAAGGAGCAGGACAGGUGGUCACCAUCAUCGCCCAGUACAGGCCAGAAGAGUACGGGCGUUUUGAGGCCAAAAUCCAUGACCUGCGGGAACAGAUGAUGAACCACAGCAUGAGCUCCGGGUCGGGAUCCCUGCGAACCAAUCAAAAGAGAUCACUCUAUGUGAGAGCUCUGUUUGACUAUGAGAAGUCAAAGGACAGCGGCCUCCCCAGCCAAGGGCUCAGCUUCAGGUACGGCGACAUCCUCCACGUCAUCAACGCCUCUGAUGAUGAGUGGUGGCAGGCCCGCCGUGUCACCCCGCACGGGGACAGUGAGGAAAUGGGUGUCAUCCCCAGCAAGAGACGGGUGGAGAGGAAAGAGCGAGCGCGUCUAAAGACUGUGAAAUUCAAUGCCAAGCCAGGGUCAUUCGAUUCAAAAGGGUCAUUCAAUGACAAACGUAAAAAGAAUUUCAUCUUUACACGAAAGUUCCCAUUCUACAAGAACAAAGAGGGUGAGCAGGAUGGCAGUGAUUCGGACCGGAGUCAAGAGGACGUGAUUCUCUCAUAUGAACCUGUGAUGCGGCAGGAAAUUAAUUAUGCCAGACCAGUGAUAAUCCUGGGACCGAUGAAGGACAGAAUCAAUGAUGAUCUGAUAUCAGAAUUCCCAGACAAGUUUGGGUCUUGUGUGCCACAUACCACUCGGCCAAAGAGGGACUACGAGGUGGACGGGCGAGACUAUCACUUUGUGAUGUCCAGAGAGCAGAUGGAGAAGGACAUCCAAGAGCACAAGUUCAUCGAGGCGGGACAGUACAAUGAUAAUCUGUAUGGAACGAGUGUACAGUCUGUGAAAUACGUGGCUGAAAGGGGUAAACACUGCAUUCUGGAUGUGUCUGGAAAUGCCAUUAAACGACUACAAGUAGCACAACUCUACCCCAUCGCCAUCUUCAUCAAACCUAAGUCUAUUGAUUCAUUAAUGGACAUGAAUAAGAGACUGACAGAGGAACAAGCCAAGAAAACGUUUGACAGGGCGAUGAAGCUGGAGCAGGAGUUUGGGGAGUUCUUUACAGCCCUGGUUCAAGGAGACACGUUAGAGGACAUUUAUAACCACUGCAAACAGGUCAUAGAAGAACAUUCAGGACCCUAUAUCUGGAUCCCCUCAAAGGAGAAACUAUAAUAACUCAUCACCCUGGAAGGGAUUCCGGACUGCUAGAAACUAGUAAUAAGGUGUAACAUAUGAUAACUGUAUGGCGAUGAAUAGUCUACAUGAAUAAUUAUUGUGUAUAUGUUUUUAUUUUUUUCACUUUUGUUUGGUUAUUGCUUCUUUUUUUCACUCAACAUGAAUGUUCCUGAAUGUAUUCCACAAAGUGUUAGGAAAUUUUAGGUCUUGAGUUAUGAACCGUUUGUAUAUUUGUUGAAUUUUUAUUUAAACAAAAAGGAACAGAAAUGUAAUUAAAUCUAAAUAAAUGUUGGGUAUAAGUCCACAUCAGCACUGUGUGGAAUUUCAAACAGGAAACCGGAGAUGGCAGUGCAGGUGUCUUUGCUUCGCCAACAUAUAAAAAGGAAAGUAGGUAUUCCAACUGACGCCCUCACCCUCCCUCCAUACUGCAACGACGAGCAAAUAAUCGUAUGAACUUUAAUGUUUUGUCUUAUUUUGCAUCUAUGCAUCCCCUGAACACGGCUUCGCUUUGUGUUUGUUUACAUCGUCACUUUUUCCUUCAAUUCUUAUAUUUAUUUCUCUGACGUGACACUGAGGGCAAGUAAGGAAAAUGUUGGAUUCACUGUAAGAUUUUCAUGUGUUUUUUUAUUAUUAUUUAAAAGCAGACAUCCAGCUGUGCACUGACAAUGAUUGAAGGGAGAAAGCUGCUAUUGGAGAUGUAACACUAUAUUUUGCUACUUAAAUUGCGAGGGGGCACAAAAGCACAGAAUUAUUUGUUAUUGAAUAUACUACUGAUUAAAAGCUCAUUUAUGGAGCAUAUUUUAUUUGAAUGAUGUUGUGACUGUGUUAGGAUGGAUGGUAACAUUAUGGUAAAUGAGACGUUUGAUGUUCACAGUAUUUUGUAGAUUUAGAGCGAAAAGGAGGGUCAAAGUAGUGAUUAAGUUGAACACUGAAACGCAUUUUUUUGUCAUCUGAAACUAACAGCAGGACAAUGAAGAACAGGGAUAAAAUAAAGGACCAAUAGUUUUUGAAAUUGUAAAAAUAUCUGGCAGACAAAGACAAAAACUGAUUUUACAAACUGCAGUUAAGCAUCCGAUAUUGAUAUUAACAUUAUAAUUAACAAAUUAACUAUAGCAACUCUUCAGUCUUUCAACCUUUUCUUUGAGACAAUACUGACUCAGAUAGCUUGUUCUCCUCGGGCAGGCUGUUCCUCAGUCUUAAUGAGAAAGUUUUGGCUAUUUUGAUUGGAUUUUUAGCUUGGGAAGACCCAACACACACUCUGACCCAGUGACCUGACACUGUUCUUCAGUUCUUACACAAUUUCUGUACAAUAUCUUAUUGUUUCCCUUUUCCUCUUCACAAAGUAACACAAACUAGAAAUUUUGUACUAAAAAGACUAACUGGAAGAUAAUCGUGAUUUGUCCAAUUCUGAAAGCUGUGGUCUAAUAUUAGUUAGCUGUGGAUUGAGAGGUGGCACGAUUGGGCCCUCCUCCCAGCCCUGCCCAUUUUCAAGACUUUUUCCAUGUUCCAUGGAGGACACACUCAAGCCAAAACUGGGGGGUGUAGUUACUUUUUAAUCAUUUCAAUGUAACCAACUGAAUUACUGACAUACAGAUGGUCAUUUUGUGGUUGAAGUAUUAUUUAAGACCAACAGAAAAAUUGUGAAUGCACCCUUUAGUUAUUAAAUAUGAAAAUAUUAACAUCCAGACAUACUGAUUAUGGACACAAAUUACAGCAGUCAUUGGUUUCCCCAGCUGCAUACACUAAUACUGAUCUUCUCUAAGAUGCCAUGAGUCAAUUGUAUACUUACUUAUUAUGGGGUUCCUCUUAGCUGGAGAAAUCACGACUAACCAACCCAUUUAAUUGGCUCCCAAGCCAGAUCUGUUCCUAAAACCACUAAAAAUACCUUUAGAAGUUCAACAGAACACCUGCUGGGAAAACAUGAACUAUCCUGAAUCAGCCACAGAGAACAAGGAAGCUUGAAUUAAGCUAUCUCAGAUUUUUUACCGUUGUGGAUGAGCCCUGAGGUCCUGAGCAGAUGCUUACCUGUCCCAGCACGAUCCAGUAUAUCCACUAUACAUAGUUUACUCACCAGUGGCUUGCCUUGUUUGAAGGGACAUACAAUAUAGUACCUCGCUUUGUUAACAAGAAUAAAAAAUAAAAAUUCAUUAUGUACUUAAAGCACUUGGAAUGACUAAUGCAUCUACCAGUGUAAUAACCUUCCUGUUCUGUUCAUCCGCAAUGCCAUUGGUCAUUAGAUUCCCAUUACAAUGAUUUGUGAGUGAUAUCCUGUAUAUUCUAGUAUUUCUCUUUGGUGUAGACAGCAUGUUUUACCCAACCUGUUAUCAAGUACAUAUAGUAGUUACAUUGAAUGCAGGUAUGUUUCUAAUCAAUGGGACAUUUCAAAAGUGCACUUAUUCAUUGUUUUUAGUUACAAAAAUAGGCACUGUAAGAUAACUAAUGAAGACAAUUUUUAAAAGCAGAUACAAAUCAAACCCGCUGAUUAUUGUUUAAGAUGGUAUUGUGAAAUCUAAGAAGACUGACCUGUUUGUAUUGACCACAUACUGUACCUGUAGUAGACUGGUAAGCACUUAAAUUACACCUUAUUUCUAUGAUGAAUGGGUUCUUUGAAGAUGAAAAUGUUUUUAUGUACAGAUAGGAUCAUAUUUCUCUUGUCCCUAGUCAUGGCUGAUGGAAUAACAUAUUUUCAGCCCUGAUAUGUGAAGAUCAACACUUCCUUUUAUUGUUUUUUUUUUUUUUGUUUCAAGAUAUCUGCCAUCAUUCUUUUGCAAAUGUUCCAUAACGUAUUGGUCACCACUUGCCUUAACAGAGUAGGUUUACUGUAUAUCAGAGAUGAGAGCUUAUAAAUGUACUUUUCCUUUAAGAAUAGAACGUUUUAUUUAAUCCUCCGUCACAUCAAAACUUAAGUGAAAGAAUCAGAACUAAAGUAUAUGCCAUUAUACUGAGGGUGUAUAUUGGUGGUAGUGGUAUUUUAUAUUUUGUAAUUUUAUCUUGAAAAAUUCUGUGGCAACAAGAAAAAUAGUGAUUUAAGAGACACCUCAAUAAUUUAAUCCUUGUUUUUAAAAUUGGCCAGCAAUAUGAUGACAUGUCAAAAAAAAUGGUUCUUCAUAUACUGGCUCGGCACUAAUGCUAAAAUCUAAUACCGUACUUUUAAAGACAUUGUGAACAUUGUAAGACCUUUAGAGGGCAGUGGGGAUUUUUGUGUGGAAAUGUAAAAGGAUGUCUGACCUAUGCAUGUUGCAACAAGUCUUCUGUUUCCUGUGGAUGUGCAAUAUUCAACACAACUGAAGCAUUGAGGUUUUUGCUGUGUUUAAGACAUGCUCAAACUGCAGAUUUCGAUCGUCCAAUCAGACUUGUGUCUAUUUUAAACUCAAAUAAAAACACUGUU
Molecule: messenger RNA, 6181 nt
Organism: Plectropomus leopardus (leopard coralgrouper)
Lineage: Eukaryota; Metazoa; Chordata; Actinopteri; Perciformes; Serranidae
Source: RefSeq, a predicted model, not a curated record